Molecule: messenger RNA, 1640 nt
Organism: Cucumis sativus (cucumber)
Lineage: Eukaryota; Viridiplantae; Streptophyta; Magnoliopsida; Cucurbitales; Cucurbitaceae
Product: transcription factor TCP7
Exons: 1
Coding region: 149-919 (256 amino acids)
Biological process (GO): regulation of circadian rhythm
Cellular component (GO): nucleus
Molecular function (GO): DNA-binding transcription factor activity; sequence-specific DNA binding
Source: RefSeq, a predicted model, not a curated record
CCUUCCAUUCUUCUUCAUCUUCUUCUUCCUUCUCUCUCUCUCUCCUCUCACCUUCAACAAUGGCACCCAUUACUACCUCCUCCUUCUAACCCAACCCUUCUUUAAUCUCACUCCCAAUUACUCAACUUCCCCCAUCUUCUUCUUCUUCAUGUCUAAUUCUGAUCAUACUAAUGGCGUCUCCAAUGGCGCUACCAUCGACACUCACAAGAAUCACUCCUCUUCCAAUGGAGCUCUCGUUGUUAAAAAGCCUCCUUCUAAGGAUCGUCAUAGUAAGGUUGAUGGUCGUGGCCGUCGUAUCCGUAUGCCUAUCAUCUGUGCCGCUCGAGUUUUCCAGCUCACUCGUGAACUUGGUCAUAAGUCCGACGGUCAAACCAUCGAGUGGCUUCUUCGUCAAGCUGAGCCUUCUAUUAUUGCUGCUACUGGUACUGGUACUACUCCUGCUAAUUUCUCCUCUGUUUCUCUUUCCGUUAGAGGAAAUGGCGGCGGCUCUGCUUCUCUCUCUUCCCCUUCUUCCACUACUUCUACUCUUUCCCUCUCACGUCCUCAACCUCUUUCCGGUCCCACGCCGUUUAUUCUCGGCAAGCGUGUUAGGUCCGACGAUGAUGCUAAAGACGAUGCCUUAGGAGUGGGUCAAGCGGUUGGGUCCAUAGUGGGUCCGACGGGGCCUGGUGGGUAUUGGGCGAUUCCGGCUAGACCCGAUUAUGGCCAGGUUUGGAGUUUUGCUGCCGCGGCUCCGUCGGAGAUGGUGGUUCAACCAGGGGGGAUUGCUCAACAAGCUUCGUUGUUUGCUCAACAGCAGCAGCCGAUUAGAGAGGCGUCGGCGGCCAGAGUGGGGAAUUACCUUCCUGGUCAUCUGAAUUUACUGGCGUCUUUGUCCGGUGGAGGUGGUUCUGGACGGCGGGAAGAUGACCCUCGUUAAUUGUUGUAAUGGGUUGGGGAUAUUCUUCUUCUUCUUCUUCUUCGUCGUCGUCGUAUUUUGUACAAAUUAUGUGUGUCAAUUGCUUUCCUGUGUGCAGCUAAGAAAAAGGGUUAAUUCUAGUGGGAAUGUAGGAUUCUAGGGUUUCAGUUUGCUUGGAAAUCAGAAUUCGUAGAUCGACUUUCGAUUUUCCAUGGAUGAGUUCGUUCAGAUUAGAACUUUAGGGUUUGAAAUUGCUAGAAACAAAAAUUAGGGUUUUAUUUUUCUUCUUCCAUCUUAUGAGAGUGAGAAGAAGAUUCAAGAUUCAUCGCUGCUGCGAAUUGACGAUUGAUGAACUCGAACAGGGGAAGCAGAUUUGUUGAACAUUGAAUCGGAGCUUCAGUUUUUGGCCGGAAUCGGCUUACUUAUUGCAGUUGCGACGACACCAUUGAAGACCAUUCUGAAGCUAUCUUCUUCAAUGGUCACUACCAUUUGAAUUUGAAAAGAUGAAGCUCCAAUCUCUCACUCUGUAAGACCUCUGUUUUUUCUUCUAAAGAAUUCCAUUUGUAUUCUUAGAAUUUGUUGGCUUGACAAUAAUGGGUGUUUAUUAUUAUUUUCAUUAUUUUUUUUUUCUUGUUCUUGUUUAUGUCAGUGGAUUGUUUCUGGGAUUUCUCUGAUGUGAAUAAAAAUCCCAUUGGUUUUUUCUACCAUUUUUGCAAGUAAACAACAUUGUUACAUUACAUCA